AAUCGGUGAGUAGAAGUAAGCCGCUGAGAAUGUUCAGUUGCCACUCGGCUGCCACCCAGAAUCAACGUAAUCAAAAACACUCGUCGUUUCCAUUCACACAGACUAUCGCUGGACCGGGCACGAAUGCUCGUGGAAGAGGUCGGCAACGCGGCGACGAGGCUCGAGUCGUCGUUCGAGUCGCGACGAGCCACCAUCCGGAAUCUCGCCGUGCUGAGGAGCAUCGAGGACCAGGCACGAGAGGUUCUCUCGUGGUUGUGCAAAAAGGGCGAGGACAUCCUCUCGAAGCACGGACAGCACUCGGCCACGAGUCUCACGGCGGCGCGGCUACAUGAGCGGGAAUUCGAGAAGUUCUACUUCACGUCGAUGGACGGCUACGACGGACUGCCGGCGGUCGUCGAGGCGACACGAGCACUCAGGAUCAUCUCGGGCCGGAAGCGCCAGGCCCCCGACGUUGCCCUCGAGGGCCGCUACAGCUCCGGCUGCAGUUGCGAGAGUUACGAUGAGCGCUACGGCAGCACCGUACUCCAGUGCACAUCCUUCUCGGGCUCGUAUCGGACAACCGAGCCAAAGAAGUACCUAACGAUCGUGCAUCUAAUGGGUCCGAACGGUGCUGGCGAGGUGCAAGAGGAUUUCGUGGCGCCGGCUUCCGUUCACUCGAGGAACGACUCGGGCUUCGUGGACGAUUGUAAUCUCGAGGAGGAGGUGCUGCGUACACAGCCCCCGACAGUCAUCUACCGACAUGGAAGCGUCGAGCGGCAGCAUCCGCAGUAUCAUUACCAUCGUGACAAUGAGCAGCAUCAGCAGUAUCAGCGUUCGCUCGGUAGUAAGACGGAGCAACUGAUUGCGCGGAGGUGCUGUAUCGGGAGCUCGAGGAAGCGACAGCAGCAGCAGUACGAGGGCGAGAUUAAGCGGAGAUCCGCGUCGUUCGAGUCGCGCGUAAAGGACGAGUGGCAGGCGAUCGUGGGCGAGUCCUCGAAAGGACGGCAGCUCCAACUCGAGAUACCGCGUCCCUGCACCGAGGUCGCGAGCAUCGACGAGGACGAGGGAUGUAUCCUGCUGAGGGUGAGGCUCCUCCAUCAGGACGAGUCUUCGUGCGUCGAGUCGGCGCCCCUCCUACGUCAGCAGGACGAGCGCUGUACGAGAAGGGACAGGGAGAGGGCGAGGCUGCUCAGAAGGCGCAGGAUCAACGGCAGAUCGGCCUCCGUCCCGAGGAUCAAUAGACACUUGGACAAGGGUGGCGACCUCGCGGAGGCUGCCUCGGCCUCGGGGCUGCGCGAACUCGCGCGAUCCCUGAAACAACACUUACGGGGCUUCGGGGCACGUUUGGAGGAUCGCCGCGAGUAUCUCGAGGACACAUCCCGAUGCUGCCUGCUCCAGGAUCGGGCCUACGAGUGGGCCCAGGAGGCGAGGCUCGCGGGCGAGCGCCGAGCCCAACAGUUCCUCGCGGCACGGCCGCCCCUCCCACCCGAGCACUUUGCCGAGAUGAUGGCCCUCGCCGAGAAGCUCGGCAAUGACAUACUCCUCGAGCAGUGCAGGAUCGCCCGAGCCAAGUGCCUCGAGGCCCUCGAGAUCGCGAGGACGAUCUCCGCGCCGGCAAGCCCGCCCCGGCGCAGGAGCCUCGCCAACUCGGACUCGGCCAACUCCUGGGAGGAGGCCCUCGCCAAGCGUGCCAGCUGGGAGGACAGCGAUAGCAGCGGCGCCUCCUGCGCGGGCGCACCCGAGAGCAUCGGCGCCGGGGGUCGCGGUCUCCUCGACAACAUCGCCGAGCUCCGCGAGAGCGCGGAGCAGCUCCUCGACUGCUCGCCCCCGAGGACGCCUCCGAGGAGUCCCCAGGCCACGCGGAGACUGGUCAAGCCGCCCGUCAACUCGCACCUUCAUCGCGCGCCCAGCAUCGCACCUGGCAUGAAAGCUAAAAAAACCAUACUGCUGAUAAUGAGGGAAAUGAUACAGACUGAACGAGACUACGUGAAAUCCCUCGAGUACAUAAUAGAGAAUUAUAUACCCGAGUUAGUUCGGGAGGAUAUUCCUCAGUCGUUGAGAGGCCAGCGGAACGUGAUCUUCGGCAAUGUCGAAAAGAUUUAUGAGUUCCACAGUCAAUACUUUCUGCGCGAGCUAGAACAAUGCGAACAAUCACCGAUGAUGGUCGGCCAAUGCUUCUUACGUCAUGAGAAGAAGUUCUACCUCUACGCCCUCUACAACAAGAACAAGCCCAACUCGGACUCGCUCAUGGCUGAGUAUGGUACGGCCUUCUUCAAGGCCAAGCAGAUGGAACUCGGUGACAAGAUGGACCUGGCGAGCUAUCUCCUCAAGCCGGUCCAGCGAAUGGGCAAGUACGCGCUCCUGCUACAGCAGCUGGUCAAGGCCGGCACCGACCUGUCCGAGCAGCUUUCAUCCGGCAAGACCGGUGACGAGACCAAGGACGAGAAGGACUCGGAGAGCCCGAGGCCGAUGGUCGAGGGAGAGGCCGACCUGAGGGCGGCCGAGCUCAUGGUGCGCUUCCAGCUUAGGCACGGCAACGAUCUUCUAGCAAUGGACUCGCUGCGCGACUGCGACGUAAACGUAAAGGAGCAAGGCAGAUUACUGAGGCAAAACGAAUUCCUGGUGUGGCAGGGUAAAGGAAAGAAGUGCCUGCGUCAGGUCUUCCUCUUCGAGGAUCUCAUAUUAUUUAGUAAGGCUCGUCGAUUCCCUGACAGAAAGAAUCUCGACAUCUACAUCUACAAGCACAGCAUCAAAACGACGGAUAUAGGAUUGACGGCCGUCAUCGCGGACUCGCCCACGAAAUUUGAAAUCUGGUUCCGUAAGAGAAAACCGGGCGACACUUACACGCUGCAGUGCGCCAGCGAGGACAUCAAGAAGGCCUGGACCGAGGAGCUGAGCAAUCUGCUGUGGAAACAGGCGCUCCGAAACAGAGAAGUGCGCCUGGCAGAAAUGUCGAGUAUGGGCAUCGGGAACAAACCGUGUUUGGACAUUAGGCCUAGCGCCGAUCAGAUCAACGAUCGUUCCAUCAGCGUAGCCCAAUUAUCUAAAACUCCGAGGUUCAGGAAUUCGAUAGCGGUGUCCAAUAACGAGGAUUCGAAUCGAUGCAGCAGAAGACCUCACAGUGUAAUAUCGGUGAGUUCGUCGUCGAGUAGCGGAGGAAGCAGUGGACCUCCUACAACACUGAACUUGGGCUUGGACACGAGUCCUCGGCUUCAUCAUCGUAGCACUACUUUGAACAGCCAAUGCAGCGUUGAGAGCGGCAUAAUCGCGGACAUCUCAAUAGUAUCGGACGACGGGGGCGACGGAACGGAUCGCAGCCAUUGGAACUCGACCUUGGAGUCACCGACAUCCCAAUUGCCGCCGACUGGACACUCGACGCCUCAGUUGCAGUCGCCGAUGAGCGGCGGCACGAGCGGCGCCUCCUCAGUUACCUCGCCCUCCUCCUCGGAGGCUAAUUUAGCGCCCUACGAGCACGACGUCUCCAUCAACCUCUGAGACGUGCGCUGCCGAGCAUCGACGACGUCACGCCAUAAGCUAAACGAUUUAUAAAUGUUGCCCGCGUGUACGCGCGC
Ceratosolen solmsi marchali is the source of this 3551-nucleotide messenger RNA. RefSeq names its product puratrophin-1-like. The transcript has 13 exons. NCBI's taxonomy places the organism in Eukaryota, Metazoa, Arthropoda, Insecta, Hymenoptera, Agaonidae. The record is from RefSeq and is a predicted model, not a curated record. Gene Ontology annotation, molecular function: guanyl-nucleotide exchange factor activity. Bases 124 to 3474 code for a protein of 1116 amino acids.